This is a messenger RNA of Cydia strobilella, 3126 nucleotides long. RefSeq lists its product as uncharacterized. The transcript is spliced from 7 exons. The record is from RefSeq and is a predicted model, not a curated record. Bases 60 to 3011 code for a protein of 983 amino acids. Lineage: Eukaryota; Metazoa; Arthropoda; Insecta; Lepidoptera; Tortricidae.
GGACGAGGUGUCAAAAUGCUGAAAAACGUUGGGCCUAAGGCCCAUCCGACUAGUACGAGAUGGUGACGAUGGACAGCGAUAGCGCGCGCCUCGGCGGGUUCCGUCUAGGCGCGCGCGAGGAGCCGGAGCGGCGCCCGCGCACGCGCACGCCCUCCGUGUCCUCCCUCUCUCUCUACAAGCAGAAGAUCGACGCGCUCUUCGACGACUCGCGCUCCGUCGCCAGCCUCCCGCAGUACGCGCCCGGCACCCACCUCACCGACACCAAGGCAACGAGAGACGGUAACGAUGAAAGCUAUUGCCAGAAUAAAAUCAACAAGAUUAACAACACGGUUCAGGAUCGAAUAGAGAGGAUGUUUGCGGAUAUGGCGGGCGAGUCCAGGCAGUCGAUAGAGAGUAUCGGCGUGCACGUGUUCAGUGUGCACUAUCUGGGCUCUACUCCUCUUCAGAGCAAGGUCACCAGCCUCUCCGGCCUCCAAACACCACUCAAAGACCUAUACUUUGCCUACAGAAGAAACUACCGCCAUAAAAGUAACCUUACAGGAAGACUAGAAAUCUCAAAAAGUGGCCUCAAGGUCAGAUACAUGGGAGAAAAAGGUGACUUAGAACAGUUGAACCCGUUCCCGACGAUAGCAGUAUGGUCUGCUGUCAAAUUCGUCGUACAACCGUCAGAGAAGGAGAACCACGACUUAAGCUAUGCUUUCUUACCUCUCAUCACUGAUCCAGACAAUAUUGACCGUCACGCGUUGUUCAAAACUUUGGAAAUACCUGACAAAAAAUACAUCCUCUCCCACAACGAAAAUUCGCAUUCACCCCUUUUCGCUGUUGUGAUGAGGAAGAUCGGAGUCGCCAAGCAAUUGGAGUGUCAUGGGUUUGUAUGUCAGACGUCCGAGGACGCUAUCGUGAUAGCGGCCACGCUAUACAAAUCUCUGAUGUCACACAUGAGCCGGCAGGGUCACAGCGGUGAUAUGAAGAAGCUAAGAAAUCGAAACGGAGUUAGCUGUAUGAGCGUAACGAGUAGUAUAACACAAAAUGAUAUGCCCAUAAGACCGCCGCGGAAGAAACGAAGUACAUCUUCUUUGAGUGGUGAUAGUGAUCGUCCCGAUGGAUUCUCAGCCAGUGAGUCUUUCCACGAAAGACCUAAACUGGAACGGACCAGAAGAAUUUUAGCUGCAGAAGGGUACCAUCUGCCGUCACCACCACCCUCAAUUUCCCCCGCCGAACCUAAAAGAAUAACUGUCGAAGAGGUCAAAGCUAAAUUAGAUUCCAUAAAGCACGACACGAGCGGAAGCGAUACGCAAGAAUCAAAAAAAUCGAUGGCAAAAGAUUCACUAAGUCCUACUAUUAACGCUAAGAUCUCGAAUCCUCUACCUCUUCAAAGCAGCAGCGAGUCUUCAGUUCGGAGUAAAGUUUCUGAAAAGAUUGAAUUAUUUAGACAAUUGGAGAAACGAAAAAACCUCCCGAGACCACCGACUUUACCCCCUCCUAUUCCAACGAAACCACUUGAAUCGCCAGAUCAUUCAAAAGAAACUCUAAGGAGAAGUCACAGUGGCAGAAACUCUCUCAAUGAAUCAGGUGAUAUUCUGACAAAGGUAGCGAUACCUCGCUCAGGCAGUUUCCUCAACGCUGGUGGACUGACCAGAUAUAAAUCUAUUGGACACAGAAACAACGGGAAAAAGGGAGGCGGUUCUCCACUAGGGUUCAACGAACUUUUCAAUGAAUUCAAGGUUCAAGAGAAUUUACACUCGAUGGAUGAAAUAUUGAAUGCCAUAAUAGACGCCGAAGGCAUGUCCUUCAACGAUCUGAAACCGAUAUAUAAAGAAUUUCUUUUAAAAUUAGCCGUUACCCUUACGAAGGACGAAAUAUUUCAACACAGUAAAGCUAUUAUGAAGAAACAGAAAAAGAAAAUUUUAAGAAGGAACAGUAUAUUCCAAACUAAGAGGCGAAAGAUAUUCAAAGGAGCUAGUGGUUUACGCAUGGUAUUCAGGAUGCCUUUCGGGAAAGAGUUGCCAAAAAUUGAAAAGACCAACCAUAAAAUCGGUUCGUUUGAUUUACAAACCGUAGCUAACAAAGAACCUAUAUCGGAAAGCUCAGUGUCAACGUCAAGUUAUGAUUUGAGACAGUUUCGUCCGAAAGAACCACCAGUACCGCCACCGAAGCGACAAACUAUGAGGCAACGGAAGCGUACCGACAAGGUCGUGCAUGUUUCCAAACGAAAUGGAAAGGUUUCGAGACCUGGAGAAAGGACAUCUACUUCAGAAGAUUCAGAUUUUUUGACAUUGAGUAACCGUCUCGGUUGUCAAAACCGCAACAGUUCAAGUGGAUACGUAUCAUGCUCAGAAUGCGAAUCAGAAAGCUGCGUAGAUCGCUGCUACUGCUCACUGAAAGAGGACAGCAAGGCAAAAUGCUACUGUUACGAAGGCGAAGUCAAGAGAGAUUCGUCCAAAACGAGGCUUUUUAGUAAAAGCAAAAACUGCAAAGAUUGUUCCAAGGACGUUUACAACGGCGACUUCAGCUACUGCUCGUGCGACUCCGAGUCGUGCGCCGACAGCAACAAGUGCUACUGCGCGAUCGAGUACCAGCGCGAACGCUACCAGACCAAGUCCAGAUCGAGCGCCACGUCCAAAUCACGCCGUUCAGAUCGCAGCCGGCGCGCGCGCAGUUCGGACAGCCUGGCGCUCGACUACGAGCUGCUGCUGCAGAACAAGACCCGCGACACACGGCCCGCCUCGCGCAACCUGCAGCGCCUCACAGUGCGAAGCACAGGCGCCGGCUCCCAAGAUGCCCUCAGUGUGAAGAAGUCCGCCGAGAUGGCCGCCCUAUUCGCCGACGUGCGCCUCUCGCAGCGCACGGACGUGCGCUCCCUGCUGGGCGGGUCCCGGCGCGCGCGGCCGCCGCCGCUGCCGCCCGCGCCCGCACCCGCGCUCGCCCGAGCGCCGCUCGCGCGCAUGUUCGACCACCGCCCGCUCAGCAGGAACGCGAGCCUCGAGGACACGCUCGGAUAUUUGCCAUGAUUGAGGGGGCGGAGGGUCAGGAUGGUUUGUCGGUUGGCGGUCAUUAUGGAAUAGGUUGGGUAUGUUGCGAAAGCUCUAGGCGUGGAACUGGGCUUCUUUUAAACGGGGCAUCCGU